This is a messenger RNA of Coccinella septempunctata (seven-spotted ladybird), 3828 nucleotides long. RefSeq lists its product as uncharacterized. Lineage: Eukaryota; Metazoa; Arthropoda; Insecta; Coleoptera; Coccinellidae. The record is from RefSeq and is a predicted model, not a curated record. The transcript is spliced from 5 exons. Gene Ontology annotation, biological process: proteolysis. Gene Ontology annotation, molecular function: aspartic-type endopeptidase activity. Bases 1 to 3828 code for a protein of 1275 amino acids.
AUGGAGGGCCGUAUGGAUGUAGGUCGUCUUGAUAAAGAUGAGUUAGGGUAUGAGUUGGCAAUUAGAGGCGUAGACGAUGUAACUACGGUUGUCGAGAUGAGGAAAAGUCUUCGGGGCUAUUUAAGGUUAGAACGAUCGGGAAUUGAAACCAAAUACCCACCGUAUCCAUUUAAGUUCGCCGAUGACUCGGGAGUAAUCGGAUGUACGAUAUCGGUCCUUCAAAGAGAGCGGGCUGAACGUUCUCAAGCACUCUCUGAGACGGAACAAGUUCUCAGGUCGGGAUAUUUGGCGCAGAUUAUUGGGCUAGAGUCGGAGUUACGUGCGCGCGCGAGGAAAUAUCGAAGAUUUUCGUUGCAGGCACAAACCCCUUUGGAGUUGAGCACUUUGAUGGCCUCGGUUGAUGCAUCGGAUUCAGCUUCGGAAUCUGGGUCGGAUGUUGAUAUAGAUAGUGACAUCGCUCACCAAUCCGCGGCGCCGGUUGCCGUCCAUAAUUGUAGGGCCCCUUCUGUAUCGGUGGCUAAGUGGAGUAUCACUAAAUUCAGUGGGAAUAAUGAUAGGUGCUCUCUGAGCUCCUUCCUAGAAAAUGUGGAGGAAUUGUGCAUUUCACGGAACGUUACUAAAGAGCAGUUGUUUUCGUCUGCUAGCGAUCUUUUUGAAGGUAAGGCUCUUAUCUGGUUCAGAUCGGUUCGGGCCACCGUAUCAACCUGGUCUCAAUUAGUGGAGGAAUUACGGAAACAGUUUUUACCCCCCAAUUAUAACGAGAAACUUUUCGAUGAAAUUAAGCGCCGAACUCAAGGUCCUGACGAGAACAUAGGUUUGUACCUUGCCAUGAUGGAUAACCUGUUCAAGCGCCUCACUGUCCCUGUUAAUGACGAUGUCCGACUGAAGAUCCUUCUCCGUAAUCUUUCCCCUUGCUAUCAGAGUCAGAUGAGUUUGACCAACAUAACCUCAAUCUCGCAACUUCUGGAUAUCGGAAGACAACUGGAGGCUCGCAAAGAGUCAAUUGAAUCAUAUGUCCCCUCUCCACGAAAUAGAAGCUCUUUGGUAGAGCCAGAUCUGGCUUACGUAUAUGCCGAAACCCCCUCCUCCUCUUCUCCUCAGAAAGCCAUCCUAGAUUAUGUGUUGGCGCAUGCGCAUAAUGAUGAACGUCCAUAUUUGUCUGUUUCGGUUCUUGAUGUUGAAUUCUUAGGUUUAUUAGAUUCGGGUGCUUCGAGCACGAUUAUAGGAGGUCCAGGAUGGGAUAUAUUGAAAAAGUUGAAGCUUAAGAUCAAUUCUGAUAAUGUUGCUUCUUGUAGGGUCGCUAAUGGUCAAAGUUGUCCAACCUUGGUGGUUCCAGAUUUGCCGCACACCUUGAUUUUGGGCGUUGAUUUCUGGAGGAAGUUUGGUAUCGUACCGGAUCUUCAUGGAGGAAACUGGGUCUUCCGGCGUGAUGCUGAUGUGUCUGUGGGUGCAAUUGCCUCGGAGGAACAUCUGACGCCCGACCAGACCAGAAUUUUGAAUAAGGUUGUGCAGGAGGCUUUCAGGGACAUGGGUGACGAGUUGGGGUGUACUAAUUUGGUGGAGCAUGAGAUAAAAACUUCUUGUCGUCCCAUCAAACAGAGGUAUUAUCCGGUUAGUCCGGUGAUGCAGGGUCAUAUUGAUGCUGAGUUGGAUAAAUUGCUCGAGCAAGGUAUUGUCGAGCCCUCGACCAGCCCCUGGUCAUCUCCCAUUCUUCUCGUGAAAAAGAAGGAUGGCUCGUACCGGUUCUGCGUCGAUUACCGGAAACUAAACGCGGUUACGGAAAAAGAUGCGUAUCCCCUCCCCUAUAUAAAUGCCACUUUGGAUCGACUUCGCAAUGCCAAGUUCCUAUCUUCAAUGGACAUCAAGUCGGCAUAUUUUCAGGUGCCCCUGGAGGAAUCUUCUCGCCCUCUGACUGCCUUUACAAUUCCCAAUAGAGGUCUGUUCCACUUCCUUCGCUUGCCUAUGGGAUUAUCUAAUAGUCCAGCCACCUUCCAGCGUUUGGUUGACAGAGUCCUUGGUCCCGAUCUGGAGCCUUAUGUAUUCGUCUAUUUGGACGACAUCAUUAUCAUCACGGAUACCUUUGAGAAGCAUGUUGAGGUAUUGAAGGAGGUCUUCAAGCGCCUGAAGGCUGCCAAUUUAACGGUUUCUAAGAAAAAGUGUCAUUUCUGCCGACCGGAACUUUUGUAUUUGGGAUAUGUGGUGGAUUCUACAGGGUUAAGAAUGGAUCCAGCUAAGGUCCAAGCCAUCUUGAACAUACCGGUGCCCACAAGUGUCUCGGAGGUUCGACGUCUGCUGGGACUAGCUUCAUGGUACCGACGAUUCGUACCAAAUUUUGCGGAUCUUAUUGCUCCUCUGACGGAGUUAUUAAAAAAGGGUAGACCUUUCAAGUGGAGUGUCCAAUGUGAUGAGGCUCUGAAUAACUUGAAGGAGCGGUUGAUUGGUGCCCCUGUGUUGUCUUGUCCUGAUUUCUCGAAGCCAUUCACUAUACAGUGUGAUGCUUCAGGUUAUGGAAUAGGUGCAGUCCUUACUCAACAACAAGAGGAUGGAGAAAAGGUGAUAUGUUAUCUUUCUAGGUCUUUAACUCGGUUAGAGCGCAACUAUACCACCACGGAACGUGAAUGUCUUGCCGUUCUAUGGGCGAUUGAAAAGCUGCGGCCGUAUAUUGAAGGCACCCAUUUCACAGUGAUCACCGAUCAUGCAUCUUUGCUCUGGCUGGACCGAUUGGAGUCACCUUCUGGUCGACUAGCCCGUUGGGCGAUCCGGCUCCAACAAUAUGAUUAUACCAUUAUUCAUCGAAAAGGUAAAUAUAACAUCGUACCUGACGUUUUGUCUAGGUCGGUACCCGUACUCGAUACCGUCGACACUGCCUUGGGUUGUUCCUCGGACCCGUGGUACAGGAAGCUUUUGGACGGGAUAGUCAAGACCCCGCACCGUUUCCCUUCAUGGCAGUUGAUCCAGGGUAAACUCUUCAAAAAUGUCACUCCCCGCAUUCCCGAAUUGGCAUCUCCUGCUGACUACUGGAGAGAAGUUGUUCCGCGACCUGAUCGGAGGGCCUUAAUUGGAAAGGUUCACGAAUCACUUUUGCAUGUUGGCGUGUAUAAGACCUAUCAUAAGUUGGCCGAGCGCUAUUAUUGGCCCAAAAUGCGAUCCGACGUAGCCUCGUUUAUUCGUCGAUGUAUCACUUGUCAUGCCAUCAAACCGGAGCAGCGAAAACCUCCUGGUUUCAUGCUCUCUAAACAGGUAGCAAUCCAUCGACCAUUCGAACUUAUGUCUGCCGAUCUGGUUGGACCUUUGCCUCGAACUCGCUCAGAAGAUCAGAGAGGUUGGGAUAGACAGUUGAGACAGGUUGGUUUGGCCAUUCGCUCCUCAAAGCAUGAAGUAACCGGUCAUUCCCCAAAUAUGAUUGUCUUCGGAAGAGAAAUUUCAUUAAAGGGUGAAAACGCCUGCCCUGAUCGGAUUCAGUUCGACAGAUCAGCCUUGACUAAGGAGCGCGAACAAGCCUUCGCGAGGCUGUACGCGGAUGUCCAGAGAAAGUUGUCGCGAGCGUACGAAACCAAUAGCCGCACAUACAAUCUUCGACGACGGGAUCUUCAGUAUACGGUUAACCAAUUGGUGUGGAGGAGGAAUCAGGUGUUGUCCGAUGCGGCGAAGUAUUUUUCAGCUAAGUUGGCACCGAAGUAUGUUGGGCCUUUCUUGGUCUCGAAGCGAGUCUCCCCUUGGACCUAUGAAUUGCAGGGUGAGGAUGGUAAAUACCAGGGUGUUUGGCAUGUUAAGGAUUUGAAAUCUCACCCACCGGACCAACAAGCAACUGGACACCUGUCAGACUAG